Messenger RNA from Mercurialis annua (annual mercury), 1816 nucleotides. Its product is annotated as aluminum-activated malate transporter 12-like. Bases 125 to 1708 code for a protein of 527 amino acids. Gene Ontology annotation, biological process: malate transport. The record is from RefSeq and is a predicted model, not a curated record. Lineage: Eukaryota; Viridiplantae; Streptophyta; Magnoliopsida; Malpighiales; Euphorbiaceae. The transcript has 6 exons. Gene Ontology annotation, cellular component: plant-type vacuole membrane.
CGCCAAAAGAAUACCUUGUUCAUAUAAAGUAAGCACUCUCUUCCAUCUUAUACAAACUUGGAGUAACUCAUUUGCGCCAAACACUGAAAAAAGAAGAGAGAAAAAACUCCAUUUUAGCAUAGAAAUGGCGAGUAAUGUGAGAGAGAAGUGGAAAAAGAAAUGUGAAGUUGGUGCAGAGAAGGUGAAAAGGGUUCCAAGUUUUGUGGGGCGAGAGAUUUGGAAAGUUGGGAGAGACGAUCCUCGAAGAGUAAUUCAUGCAUUAAAAGUUGGAUUUUCAUUGACUUUAGUGUCUUUGUUGUAUUUGCUUGAGCCUUUAUUUGAAGGUAUCGGCCAAAGUGCUAUAUGGGCCGUCAUGACUGUUGUUGUUGUUCUUGAGUUCACCGCAGGGGCAACUUUGUGCAAAGGACUGAAUAGAGGAUUAGGGACACUAACAGCAGGAUUGUUAGCAUUUGCUAUUGAGUAUAUUGCACAAGAAACUGGCCAUGUCUUUCGAGCUAUUUGCAUAGGAGCUGCCGUUUGUGUUAUAGGGGCUGCAGCAACAUAUAUAAGGUUUUUUCCGUAUGUGAAGAAGAAUUAUGAAUAUGGAGUUGUGAUAUUCCUCUUGACAUUUAAUUUGAUAACAGUGUCCAGUUUCCGAGUCACCAAUGUACUGAAGAUUGCGCACGAACGAAUUUACACGAUUGCCAUCGGUUGUGGUGUUUGCCUCUUAAUGAGUCUUCUCGUAUUUCCAAUUUGGUCGGGAGAGGAUCUCCAUAAUUCUACCAUCUCCAAGCUUGAAGGUCUUGCUAAAUCUAUAGAAGCUUGCGUAAAUGAAUAUUUUAGCGAUGUUAAGAAAGAAGCUACACAAGAUAAGUUAUCUGAGGAUCCCAUUUAUAAAGGUUACAAACAAGUUUUAGAUUCAAAAUCACAAGAUGAAACUUUGGCAUUACAUGCGAGUUGGGAGCCUAGGCACUCCAGGUAUAGCAGAUGUCCUUGGCAGCAAUAUGUGAAAAUAGGAGCGGUUCUUCGCCAUUUCAGUUAUACUGUUGUAGCUCUACAUGGAUGCUUGCAAACAGAAAUUCAGACUCCAAGAUCUUGCCGUGCCCUCUUCAAAGAUCCAUGCAUAAGAGUAGCAAAUGAAGUAUCAAAAGCACUAAUGGAGCUCGCCAACAGCAUCAGAAACCACCGCCAUUGCUCUCCAGAGAUACUCUCCGAUCAUCUCCACGAAGCAUUACAAGACCUCAACGCAGCAAUCAAAUCACAGCCGAGGCUUUUUCUAGGCUCCAACAGCAACCAAGCUACCAACAUGCUAGCAGUAGCAGCAGUACACGCAAGACAAAAGCAAGAAAAAGAUAACAAUAACAACGACGGAACUCGAGCGUCGUUAUCGAGCGUAAAGACGGAUAGUUCCGCAUUGCUCGAGUGGAAAUGGAAAAGGAAUAACGAGCAGAAAGAAUCCGAAAGGAAAGUACUAAGGCCGCAGCUGAGUAAAAUCGCGAUAACGAGCUUAGAAUUCUCCGAAGCGCUUCCAUUCGCUGCAUUCGCGUCGUUGCUGGUGGAGACUGUGGCAAGGCUUGAUAAUAUGAUUGAAGAAGUUGAAGAACUUGGAAGGAUUGCUAGCUUUAAAGAGUUUAAAGCUGGUGAUGAUGAGAUUAUAAUGGUCAAUUGUGAGACACCUAAGGUAAAUGUUGCUCAGAAUCAUUUGUCUACUUCUGAUGGGGCUGAGUGACUAAUUUUUAUUAAUAGUCCAUUAUGUGAUUUCAUGUAAUUUUCUGAUGGCUUUUAAUUAUAUUAUUAUCCAUAUAAAUCAAUUAUAUAUGAGAUGUGGUUUACAUGA